Molecule: messenger RNA, 4876 nt
Organism: Labrus mixtus (cuckoo wrasse)
Lineage: Eukaryota; Metazoa; Chordata; Actinopteri; Labriformes; Labridae
Gene: ksr2
Product: kinase suppressor of ras 2
Exons: 22
Coding region: 421-3354 (977 amino acids)
Biological process (GO): protein phosphorylation
Molecular function (GO): protein kinase activity; ATP binding
Source: RefSeq, a predicted model, not a curated record
CCCCCCCCAAUACGUCUGCUUUUGACGCGCAGGGCAGCUUCUCCUUUUUAUUUAAAAAAAAAAAAAAAAAAACAACGUCAAUUUGAAAGGAAGGGAUACCCAAUGGAUGCUGUGGCAAACCGCGUCGUCCCGCUCGGCAUCUUUACAUUGUGUUUGAUUUAGCCUUCAAGCAGAGACUACCUUGAUGAAACAGCAGGAACUACGAGGACUGUUGUUGCAAUGGAGUCGACUCUCUCACGGCUCAAGCCGCGUCUGUAAACCUACAAUAUCUCGUUUCAUGGCGUUUUGCAGGUGGCUCAUCUGCUCCGUGGGCUUCUCCACGUUUCCUUUCUGAAUUCUUAUUCUUGUUCUUUUUUUUUUUUUUUUUUUUUUUUUUUUAAGUGCACCGGGAGAAAAAUAACGACCACUGCUUGCCAAACUAUGAACGAGGAGAUGACAAAAAGCGAGGAGCAGCAUCUUAGUUUGCAGAAAGCCUUGCAGCAGUGCGAGUUGGUGCAAAAUAUGAUAGACAUAAGCAUUUCUAGUUUGGAGGGUUUACGGACCAAAUGUGCCACAUCCAACGACUUGACACAGAAGGAGAUACGAACGCUGGAGGGGAAGUUGGUGAAGUACUUCAGCCGCCAGCUGUCCUGUAAGUGCAAAGUGGCCUUAGAGGAGCGCAGUGCUGAGCUGGAGGACUUCCCUCGCCUCGGACACUGGUUCCGCAUCGUCAACCUGAGAAAGGAGGUCACACAGGAGAUGAGUCCAGGUGAGGUGACCCUUGAGGGCCUGCUGGAGUUGAGCGAGGAGCAGGUGUGUGAGCUGCUGCAGAAGUUCGGUGCCAACGAAGAGGAGUGCGCUCGACUCAACGCCUCCCUCUCCUGCCUCAGAAAGGCCCACCAGCUCGAACAACUUGAGGAGGAUAAAUUGCACAGUAACGGAGGGAGCCAAGCAAAGCAGGACUGGUCCAUCCAAUGGCCCACCUCUGAAUCAGGCAAAGAAAACACUCCAGUGUGCCAGCCAGAGGCCAGUCAAUGGAUUCGCUUCCAGCUCUCCCAAAGUCCCAAAGUCCAGUCCAAGAACAACCAGCACAUGUGCCACAGCCCCCAGGCCCUGGCCCCCCCUUUAUAUGCCGAUCGACUGACUGUCGACAGCCCCGCCACAGGGCUCUUCCCUCCCCUGGACUUUGGUCAUCGCUCCCUGCCCCCAUCUCCCCGCCAGAGGCAUUUUGGCCACACGCCUCCUCGGACUCCAUUGGUGGUCAACACAAUGACCCCACCUGGCACACCCCCUAUGCGAAGAAGGAACAAAGUCAAGGCCCCAGGAACACCACCUCCCCCAAGCCGCAAGCUCAUCCACCUGCUGCCAGGCUUCACUGCUUUGCACCGCAGCAAAUCUCACGAGUUCCAGCUGGGGAACCGCUUGGAGGAUACACAAACACCAAAAGCCAAGAAGAAGACCAAGCCCUUGAACCUUAAGAUCCACAGCAGCGUGGGCAGCUGUGAGAAUCUGCCCACGCAGCGCUCGCCCCUGUACUCCGAACGAUCCCUGCGAUCCUUCUUCUUCCCCUCCUUCAUCCCUUCCACACCUCCAGUCCACGCUGAAACACCCUCUGCAAACACUCUCUCAGUGCCUCGCUGGUCCCCACAGAUUCCCCGAAGAGAUCUGGGAAACUCAAUAAAACACAGAUUUUCCACAAAGUAUUGGAUGUCCCAGACAUGCACAGUAUGUGGAAAGGGAAUGUUGUUUGGACUGAAAUGUAAAAACUGCAAGCUGAAGUGCCACAACAAAUGCACCAAAGAAGCCCCACCUUGCCAUUUACUGAUCAUACAGCGAGGCGGACUAGAAUCCUUCAAAGAGAGGACAGUACAUAGUGAAAAUCUGGAGGGACAUCAGGCCAUAUUUAAAGACCACCAAGGAAUAACUCAAGUAGCUCGUCUGGUACGAACUGAAUCAGUGCCGUGUGACAUCAACAACCCGCUCAGGUACACAGACCUGCACAUCAGCCAGACGCUCCCCAAAACCAACAAAAUCAACAAGGAUCACAUCCCUGUCCCGUACCAGCCAGACUCCAGCAGUAACCCAUCAUCCACCACCUCCUCCACCCCGUCCUCCCCAGCUCCUCCCCUUCCAAGCAGUGCCACGCCCCCCUCACCGUUACACCCCUCCCCACAGUCAGCUCGACAACAGAAACAGUUCAACUUGACAGCAUCAAGUUACUUCAAAUACAAACAACAAUUCAUCUUCCCAGAUGUUGCACCAGAAGCUCCACCAAGCAGAGCGCCACAGGUCAUCCUGCACCCUGUCCUGUCUGAGCCAGGAAAUGAAGGAAACCCUUUACUCCAGAUUGAAGUUGAACCUACAUCAGAUAAUGAGGAAUGCAAUGAUGAGGACUCUGGAGACGAGUUUGAGGAGAUGAACCUGUCGCUCCUGUCUGCUCGUAACUUCCCGCGCAAAGCCAGCCAGACCAGCAUCUUCCUGCAGGAGUGGGACAUCCCAUUUGAGCAGCUGGAGAUCGGGGAGAUGAUUGGCAAGGGGCGCUUUGGCAAAGUUUUCCACGGACGCUGGCAUGGCGAGGUGGCCCUCCGCUUGAUCGACAUCGAACGUGACAAUGAGGACCAACUGAAGGCCUUCAAGAGAGAAGUGAUGGCCUACCGAAACACCCGCCACGAGAACGUGGUCCUGUUCAUGGGCGCCUGCAUGAGUCCACCACAUCUGGCCAUCAUCACCAGCUUAUGUAAAGGCCGAACACUUUAUUCUGUGGUGCGAGAUGCCAAGGUUGUGCUGGAUGUAAACAAGACCCGACAGAUCGCACAAGAGAUGGUCAAGGGGAUGGGCUACCUGCACGCUAAAGGGAUCUUACACAAAGACAUGAAGUCCAAGAAUGUGUUUUACGACAACGGAAAAAUCGUCAUCACCGACUUCGGACUCUUCACCAUAUCUGGGGUUCUUCAGGCUGGCAGCCGGAGAGAAGACAAGCUGAGGAUCCCAAACGGCUGGCUGUGUCACUUGGCCCCAGAAAUCAUCCAGCAGCUCUCUCCAGAAACAGAGGAGGACAAGCUUCCCUUCUCCAAACAGUCAGAUGUCUUUGCUUUUGGCACCAUCUGGUACGAGUUACAUGCACGUGAGUGGCCUUACAAGAGUCAGCCAGCAGAGGUGAUCAUUUGGCAGAUCGGCAGUGGGAUGAAGCCCAACCUCGCCCAAACUGGCAUGGGGAAGGAAAUAUCUGACAUUCUUCUUCUGUGCUGGGCGUACAAGCAGGACGAGCGGCCCAGCUUCUCCAAGCUGGUAGAUUUACUGGAAAAAUUGCCAAAACGGAACCGUCGCCUUUCCCACCCAGGGCACUUCUGGAAGUCAGCUGAGUAUGUCAAAUGAGUUAGGGACACAAAACAGCAAACAAUCAGCAACAAGUAUAAAAACAAACAGCCGCCAUAACUCUCUUCAUAAAUAACCCACCUCCUUAAAGAAUGCACUGAAUCCAAAAGCCAGCCCAGUGACGAAAACUGCCCGUGCUGUGUGUACUUUCAUGGAAUGUUGGCAUGUGUGUGUACAGAUAAGUUGACUGUCCAGCUUCUCAAAAGUCGGGACUCAUAUUUUCUUUGGUUUGAUUUGAACCAUACAGGAUUUUUUUUCCUUAAUCUUUUGUUUUUUGUCUUUUACUAUUGAACUGAACCGCUCAUAAAAAUUGGUUUACUUCCUGGAUGUAUCUUGUUUGUACCUUUCAACUGAUCACGCCAUCUUGGACUUUAGAAACACAUGUUUGAGUACAAAUGAAGAUUUUUUUUUCCCAUGUGUUUUUUCUUUGAAUGAAUGUAAAUUUUGUAUGUCAUGCAUUGUAUAUUUCACGACAUUGUCUUGCCAUUCUUAUGUCUGUCAACUGUGGAAAAGCAUUUUGUCAGUGUUUUGUCAUUGUCUCAUGUGUGGAUGUCUGCACAGGUUCUAUGUUUGUCUAAAAAGCUUUAUUUGACUCUAAAAUGUCCUCUUAUUUACACCGUACCAUUUGAAUGUGAAGAAGCCAGCGCCCCUGUUUGUAUGGGGAUGUGACGGUGCAGUUUUGGUGAGAAAAGGGAGAAUAUUCUCUGAUCAGCCUGUGCUUUGAAUUUUGCCUGUGAACAUAAUUAAGACAUUAGAACAAUAACUUAAGAGGGUAAAGAAGCCGCUGGUCAGACCAGGACUCCCACACUUGAUGCUGUCCUGUGAAACUCUGACACUUGAAAUGUAUCUUGUCAACAGAACCAACUACACAGCUACCACUGAGCCCCCUACAAAAUGCCUUUCCCCAGAAAUAACUAUAAUUCAUUUUAUUUGACUUCAAAUAGCUAAUCAACGAGAAAGAAUAUAAUAAAAACAGAUACUAAUUUAAACGUUUUACUGUAUUUUCAGUGCAGUAAGUACAUUUAUUUACAGAGGUUAUUAUAUUCAUAAAUACACCAAAUGUUGUUGAUCAGGAAUACCAUAUACGUUUUUUGAGUAAUGAACUAAAUAGUCUAAAACAAUAGUUUGGAAACUACCUAUUGCUGAUGGGUCUGAGGACGCAGAAAAUCGGAUGCAGAAAGUAAAAAGGAGGUUUACAGAUUUAGAGCUCUAUAAUGAUGUGACUGUUAGACACAUAAAAGGAGGGCAUUCAAUAUGUUCUUAGAAACCUAAGAUUUCAGUUUAUUUUGGGCUCUUUUAAUUUCUUCAUAGUUGCUCAAAGGCAGUGUUGUAGUCUCUUUGAAUAGUCAGUCUUAAUGCAUCCUACUUUUAUUUCAAAUAUUUUAUUUCUUUUCCAUUUAUGUUACUUUUAUGCCAUUUUCAUUUUUGUUUUAUGCAGAUUAAGAUCUAAAAAGUCUCACUGAUCGAUAUAAAGGUGUGUGAGACAGUAAUGCACAUUUAAUUUGAGAGACAGCUAGAUUGU